Molecule: messenger RNA, 1009 nt
Organism: Hyaloscypha bicolor E
Lineage: Eukaryota; Fungi; Ascomycota; Leotiomycetes; Helotiales; Hyaloscyphaceae
Exons: 3
Coding region: 38-898 (286 amino acids)
Source: RefSeq, a predicted model, not a curated record
GCAGUAGCGGUAUGUACUUUGUAGUAUUUAUUGAAGGAUGGCUCUCCUCAUGAUUACUCUAUGCACAUUUCUCAGCCAGAUUGCCUGCAAUCAAGCAAAUAUCUCGAAUGUUGUUUUAAUGAAAUGGUAUCGUAGCAAGACCGAACGCCAACGCAAAAUUCCGACUCCUAUGUUAAACAUGUCUCAUGCCUCAUUAUUACGGUCCUCCAUAGCCUUUCGUGAAUGGCUUCAUCGGAACACGGCUCCAAUCGCCAAUACUCCGGCAGCAAUCGCAGCACCUCUCGCGUUCAAAUGGCCGGCACGCGCAAUUUCAGUUCCACCAGGUAGGACAGGCUCAUGCCAACCACACAUGGUAACCGUCUUAUCAAAAACAUUACAACUCCAGUACGUCGUCAAAUGCCACUUCUCCUGCAACCCCAACACACCACCCUUCCCAAGUUCCGGGGGGCUCGUAACCAUUGCCUUCCCGGACUCCGUGCUCGUCGACGAGGCUGAAGACAAGGCUGACGCCGCAGUUUCCAGCGAUAAGAAGCCCGAUAACGCCGAGGCUGGUUCUGGCCUCGAGACCGUCGUCCCAGCCUCGCAGACCGAAAAGAGAACCAGCAAUACCGGGCAGGCGGUGAAGAUUCUCAUUUUCAGAGCUAAAUUCCAGAGACAAGAAGGACGGAAAAGAAGGAGGUUGGGAAGGCACAGGUUGAGUAAUGAGCAGGUGGCUGAUAACGUGAUGGGUUCGCACGUGCCGAGCUGUGAGUGGUUGGCUGAGGUCGAGGAUGUAGGUAUGCGUGCUGAUUAUCGUAAUGCCUGUCUUAGUUGGACUCGACAGCCUGAUUUUGCUCAAAGGUGGGCGACUAGCAGAUCUUGCACUCGAAACUUGUGUCUGAGAAUAUUGGGAAGUUGACAAAAUUGAAGGAAGGUCGGAAUUUGAAGGCUGUCCAGCUUCGACGGAAUGACAAUGAGUAACCAAGUACAUUUAAUUAUUCACGAAACUAAUCGCACAUUUUUAGGCACA